Molecule: messenger RNA, 992 nt
Organism: Brassica rapa (field mustard)
Lineage: Eukaryota; Viridiplantae; Streptophyta; Magnoliopsida; Brassicales; Brassicaceae
Product: TRAF-type zinc finger domain-containing protein 1
Cellular component (GO): mitochondrion
Molecular function (GO): zinc ion binding
Source: RefSeq, a predicted model, not a curated record
UUCGGUUCAACCAUACUCUAUAAUUACUCAUUAAUUAAUAAAUUAAUUAAACCUCCUCUUCCUCUCUCAAAAAAAAAAAAAUCUGAGGUUAAAAGAACGGUGCUUGAAUCAUCUCACAUCAUCGGGUGAUUCUGAGAUCUCGCUUUCCUCUGAUCAUCGAUCAUCUGAUCUCUUACUUCGUCCCGUAAGCUAGCUAGACGAUGGCCACUGAGACUGGAGAAAUCACCAUCGUAUGCAACCACUGUGACAGAGACAUUCCAGCUCCAAAUAUCGAUCUGCAUCGUGUACAUUGUGCUCGGAAUCUAGAAAAAUGCAAGAUUUGUGGUGAUAUGGUUCCCAAAAAGCAUGCUGAGGAACACUUCUCCAACACACAUGCUCCGGUACCAUGCUUGAUGUGCAAAGAAACCAUAGACCGUGAGGUUUUUAAUAGUCAUACAGAAGAAAUCUGCCCCAAGAGGAUGGUAACGUGUGAGUUCUGCGAGUUUCCAUUGCCUGCACUUGAUCUUCCCGAGCAUCAGGAAGUAUGUGGCAACCGCACGGAACUCUGUUAUCAAUGCAACAGCUAUGUUAGAUUGCGUGAAACAUAUAACCAUGAAACCAAGUGCCCUGGUUCUGUGCUCAACAAUGUUGAAUCAUCCAGAAGGGUCCCAAGAGCAGCAGAGGGAGAUGGAAACGGCAGGAGGAGAAGAGACAAUGGUGUUUCUAACAAAAGGCUGUUCUUCACGAUAGCAAUAACUGGAAUAGCUGUCUUGAUAGGAUCGCUCUUCUUCCAGAGGAAGCCUGAGGGGAGCUAAGCAGAGAGAGAGACGUAACUCGUGUGUUGUUCUGUAAAUCUGCUCAAACUCCCUUCCAGACAGAUUCAAAAGAAGGGGUUUUAUACAUUUUAAAUGCUUACUGAGACAGAGAUGUUCUUCCCUAAAAGAUUGUUUAAGCUGAUCACCAUGAGACUUUCUUUUAUAUUUGGUUUCAAUAAAAGUGUUUUCAGGAAUAAA